AUCUCCACUGAAGGCCUGCGCAGGGGAGGAGAACACACUUACUAUCCAGUCCCUCUUUGCCCCCUCCCCUCGCUGGAGGUGUGCCCCAAUAUUAGACGGAAUGUCAGCUCCUUGAAGUGCGGGACAAGGAUGUCUUGCUUCCUGCUGUAUUACCAGUACCUAGGAGAACUGGCACAUAGUCCACACCAGCCCAGCUGUCGAGGAUGGAAUACGCCAUGAAGUCCCUCAGCUUUCUCUACCCCAAAUCCCACUCCAGUUGUGUCACAGAGAGCACGUCGGUGGUGCCCCAGCAGCUGCUGUCGGAGCCCGGUGUGGAGGCCCCCAGAGCCCGGCCCUAUCGCGUGAGCAACGCAGCCCGGAGUGUACGGAAGGGCUUUAUGGCGCACAGUCUCGCGGACCUCCUGGUCAAGGUCCGAGACACCCCGAUGCUGGCAGACAAACCCUUCUCCCUGGUGCUGGAGGAAGAUGGCACAACUGUAGAGACAGAAGAGUAUUUCCAGGCUCUGGCAGCAGAUACAGUGUUCAUGGUGCUCCAGAAGGAGCAAAAAUGGCAGCCCCCAUCAGAGCAGGGGAAUAGAUACCAACUGGCCGUCUCCCAUAAGCCUGUCAAGAAGUUCGAUGUGGCCCGUGUAACCUUUGAUCUGUACAAGUUGAACCCGCAGGACUUCAUUGGCUGCCUGAACGUAAAGGCGACUCUCUAUGGCACAUACUCCCUCUCCUAUGAUCUGCACUGCUAUGGGGCCAAGCGCAUGGUGAGGGAAGCUCUUCGCUGGGUUCUCUUCAGCAUGCAGGCCACUGGCCAUGUGCUGCUUGGCACCUCCUGUUACAUGCAGCAGCUCCUGGAUGCCACAGAGGAAGGGCAGCCCCCCAAGGGCAAGGCCUCAUCCCUCGUCCGGACCUGUCUGAAGAUACCGCAUUGAAUCCCCAGUCCUCGGAGGCCUUUCCCGUACAAGGACUAGACUGGGAAACCCACGCUCAGCUUGGAGAGGAUGCAAGCCUGCCAGCUAGAGAGCUUCUUACCUCCGUGUACCUCCCUUACUCCACAGUACCACAAAUGAGGAAGCAGGAGGAAGGGCUGGAAACUUGGGGUGGGAUGGACAAAGGAGAACCACAGGUUCUUGGCCUGACCCAGCUCCUUCCUGUCCAAGGUAGCAGAGCUGAUCAAGAACUGGUCACUAGCAGGCUGUGGCAUGAAGUCUGGCCCUCAGCAACCUGUCUUCACUUAUACUUUCUUCUCACUCCCAAGUUCCUGGCUUCCCCAUCCCAGAAUACUCCUGUGUGGAUUGUCAAGCCCAUUAGUGUAUGCUAUUAGAGAGUUUGCAAUAAAUUAUUUAUG
Choloepus didactylus (southern two-toed sloth) is the source of this 1336-nucleotide messenger RNA. RefSeq names its product cell death inducing DFFA like effector c (gene CIDEC). Bases 204 to 920 code for a protein of 238 amino acids. The transcript is spliced from 7 exons. Gene Ontology annotation, biological process: apoptotic process; regulation of apoptotic process. The record is from RefSeq and is a predicted model, not a curated record. NCBI's taxonomy places the organism in Eukaryota, Metazoa, Chordata, Mammalia, Pilosa, Megalonychidae.